Neoarthrinium moseri is the source of this 2892-nucleotide messenger RNA. RefSeq lists its product as uncharacterized. The record is from RefSeq and is a predicted model, not a curated record. NCBI's taxonomy places the organism in Eukaryota, Fungi, Ascomycota, Sordariomycetes, Amphisphaeriales, Apiosporaceae. Bases 1 to 2892 code for a protein of 963 amino acids. The transcript has 7 exons.
AUGCCAUUCCUCCUUUGCGUUACGAUAGUGUAUGCUGAUGCAGAGGUUACCGUCCUUAAUGGAACUUACGCAGGUCUUUACUUGCCUGCAUUUCAGCAAGAUGUAUUUCUAGGGAUGCCGUAUGCCCAGGAUACUGGCGGGAAAGGCCGUUUCCGCGUUCCACAGACGUUGACAGAGUCUUGGGAGGGGAUCCGUGAGGCAAAGCAAUAUGGUCAUGCUUGCCCAGACGAGAAUAUGGAGGUAGACGGAGCUUAUGGCAUGAGCGAAAACUGCUUGAGUCUGAAUAUUGUGCGACCUACUGGUAUCAAUGCAACCAGCCGUCUACCCGUCAUGCUCUGGAUUCACGGUGGUAGCUACCAAGUUGGCACUAGUGCAUUGCCAUAUUACAACUUGACCUAUCUCGUCCAGAAAUCAGUUGAAAUAGGAAAACCAGUAUUAGGAGUCAGUAUCAAUUAUCGAAAGGGAGCUUGGGGAAUGCUGUACUCAGUCGAAAUUCAAGGCCAAUUGCUUCUGAGUUAUGGGGGGCGCUCUGAUGGCUUAUUUCACCGCUCAAUCCAGGAAAGUGGAUCAGCAACCACGGCUUGGUAUAAUGGCUCGGACUGGUAUCAGCCCUUUUACAACAAGAUCGUCGAUCAGGUCAACUGCACCAAUGAGCCUGACACUUUGGCUUGUCUACGGACCAUCGAUUAUGAUGUGCUGUAUCCGGUCAUGGGGUCUUCGAACUUCGAUGGCCCUGGUUUCUAUCCAACCAUCGAUGGAGAUAUAAUUCCAAACUACCCCAGCGAGCUUAUGGACACUGGGCGUUUUUCGACCGUUCCUCACCUGUACGGUACGGUCUCCGAUGAAGGCACUGACAAUGCACCAAAAGGCCUAAUCAACACGGAUGAAGAUCUUCGUGAUUACUUGCGCCAUGGAACCGGAUUCGACUUCCCAGAUCCAACCAUCUCCCGCAUAAUGGAGCUAUAUCCUGAUGAUCCUACACAGGGCAUCCCUCUAAAUACUGGUAGUGAGCGAUUUGCGGAUAACGGCUGGCAAUACAAGCGCAUAUCAGCUAUAUUAGGCGACGUAUUCUAUCACGCCCCACGACGAUACGAUGCCAGGCGAUAUGCAACACUUGGGCCUACCUAUGUGUAUCGAUUUAACACGCGGGGAUUUGUGAAUUCAACAAACACCACUUAUACUGAUCUCACAGGCGAGCUUGGGCCUGCAUCCGAAGGAGUUUCCCACUUCACUGAUGUAGCAUUCGUUUUUGCGAACCCGUACUACGUGGGCCCGUGGCCAGAGUAUCGCGCUUUGAGCCAUCAGAUGAGCUCACAGUGGAUACAUUUUGCUUACUACGGCGAUCCAAAUACACCCCUGUUUGUAUACGACCACUGCCCGGUCACCGAGGCCAUCUCUGUGCGCAAGACCAAGGACGAGAUAAUGAGCCCUUCACCCGCCCUCCCAGAGCCUGUCAAGGCACCGGCUCAGGGGACUCCAGAUGCGGCAGGCGGUGUCACGGACAGUGACUCGGGCAACGUCCAAGAGAUCAACGACAGAGACCGUGCCGACAUUGAGAAGCAGAAGUCAGCGCAAGGCAAUGCACAUUUCCAUCGCCUGGGAUGGAAACGCCUUACUGUUGUCCUCUUGGUUGAGGCCAUCGCCCUGGGUACACUAAGCAUCCCUUCGGCCUUUGCGACUCUGGGUAUGGUCGCCGGCGUUAUACUAUCCGUUGGGCUGGGCCUGAUUGCCGUCUAUACUUCGUAUAUUGUUGGCCAGGUAAAGCUGCGCUUCCCACACGUCUCCCACUAUGCCGAUGCUGGGCGCUUAUUGAUGGGGAACUUCGGCUACGAGCUCGUGGGAACCAUGUUUGCACUCGAACUGAUAUUUACCGUCGGUUCGCAUUGCUUAACUGGAGCUAUUGCCCUGAACAACAUUACCGACCAUGGUACCUGCUCCGUCGUCUUCGGCCUCGUUUCGGCUAUCAUUCUCGUCUUCCUUGCCAUCCCGCCAUCCUUUGCCGAAGUUGCUAUUCUGGGUUACAUCGACUUUGCCUCUAUCUUCAUCGCUGUCGGUAUCACCAUCAUCGCUACUGGCAUCCAGUACACUCAUCCCACGACCUCAGCAGCAAUAAAUGCAACCCCAUGGCAGCUAUGGCCUAAGGAGGGACUUCAGCUCGCUGAAGCCUUCGUAGCCCUCGGAAACAUCAUCUUCGCCUACAGUUUCGCCCUAUGCCAGUUUUCAUUCAUGGACGAGAUGCAUACUCCUGAAGAUUUCCCGAAGUCGAUUGUGACACUCGGUGUUAUUGAGAUCGUCAUCUAUACCUUAACCGGAGCCCUUAUCUACGUAUUCGUUGGGCAGGACGUGCAAUCCCCGGCGCUGUUAUCAGCCGGUACGACCGUUUCCAAGGUCGCAUUUGGCAUCGCGUUACCCGUGAUUUUUAUUUCGGGCUCGAUCAAUACCACGGUCGUCGCUCGAUAUAUCCACGGCAGGGUUUUCAAGCACUCUAUUAUCCGAUACAUUAACACCAAGGCUGGCUGGAUCACCUGGCUAAUACUGAUCACGGUUAUUACGAUAAUCGCGUGGGUAAUUGCUGAGGCUAUCCCCUUUUUCUCGGACUUGCUCUCGAUUGCCUCCUGCCUUUUCGUGUCUGGGUUUACCUUUUAUUUUCCCGCGGCGUUCUGGUUCAAACUGCUUAAAGAUGGCCACUGGUACGAGAUGAAGAACAUUGUCAAGAGUAUAGUCAACGCCAUCAUCUUUAUAAUCGGCAUGGUCAUCUUGGGCGUUGGAACCUAUGCAAGUGUGCAAGAUAUCAAGACAGUCCGUCAGGAGGCCGCCGACCACGGAGUCGAUGGCGAUACCGACAGCACAGUCAAUGAAGAGUACUCCCAUAAUCCUGGCUCUCCUGCAUAG